Molecule: messenger RNA, 993 nt
Organism: Nipponia nippon (crested ibis)
Lineage: Eukaryota; Metazoa; Chordata; Aves; Pelecaniformes; Threskiornithidae
Source: RefSeq, a predicted model, not a curated record
AUGAUCCCGUUUGAUCCCCGGGAUUUUCCCCGUUCCCCGCCCGGGAAGCAGCGGCUGAAACGAAAUCCCCUUCCCGCGGAGCUCGGGGGGAAAACCCCAGCGCCCUCCCCUCUCCUCCGGCCCUUCUGGGGCCAAAUCCAGUCGAGGAUGCCCGUGUCCGUCCCCCCCUCCCCCGGUGGGGACACCCCAAACCCGGGCUCUCUCCGCAGCCCACCCUGCGCCUGCGAGCGGGGCUGCGCGGGGAUGAAGGCUCUCCUCCUCUUCGCCCCAAAAUACGGGGUUUACGGGGUGCGAAUGGCUUGCUCCCCCAAAUCUCCCAGCCGGAGAUGCUGGAGGACCGAGCUCCCGCGGAGGUUUGGUACCAAAUGCGCCGGCUGCUCCCAAGGCAUCUCCCCCAGCGACCUCGUCCGGAAAGCCCGGAAUAAAGUCUUUCACCUGAACUGUUUCACCUGCAUGGUCUGCAACAAGCAGCUCUCCACGGGCGAGGAACUCUAUAUCAUAGACGAAAACAAAUUUGUUUGCAAAGAGGAUUAUUUGAACUCUCCCAGUUUGAAGGAAAGCAGCCUCAACUCAGGUACGAGCGGCUCAGCCCGCCGCAUCGCCCGGGGAUGCGUCCCUGCCGCUCAUUACCAAGGUGACUACUACGGACCGGGAGGCAACUAUGACUUUUUCCCCCAUGGGCCGCCCUCCCAAGCCCAGUCCCCGGCCGACUCCAGCUACCUUCAGAACUCAGGACCCGGCUCCACGCCCCUGGGACCCUUGGAGCCCCCCCUAAGCGGACACCACUCCUCAGAAAACCAAAGGUACACGGAUAUGAUCUCGCACCCCGACACCCCCAGCCCAGAGCCGGGGAUGACCGGUUCGCUGCACCCCAUCCCGGGGGAGGUCUUCAGCGGGGGGCCCAGCCCGCCCUUCUCCAUGUCCAGCAAUAGCGGCUACAGCGGGGCUCUCUCGCACCCCAACCCGGAGCUCAGCGAGGCGGCGGUCUGGUAG